AUGACUGAUAAAGCGUUUACGAAAGAAGAUAAAGAAAAAUAUUUACAAGAAUUUUUAUCCAUCAAAAGAAUUACAAAAAAUUCACCAUUAAUAAAAACAAUUGAAGAAUCAAUUAAUAACAAUUCACCACUACCAUUUAAUGAAGCACCAAAAUUAUACAAUGAUAAUGAUGCAAUUCUAUAUUCAAAUUUAAUACAACCUAGUUGUCCUAAUGUUAAUCAAAAUUUUAAACUAAUUAAUCUUUUGGAACUAUUUAGAGAAUCAAGUUCUAUACAAGCUCAAAAUGCAUUAAGAAGAGAUGAUACAGAGUUUAAAGGAUUUUGGAGUUCUUUUACAUGUUUUUUCAUAUCUUUAAUUAAUUUUCAAACUUUAAUUAUAAUUCCAAUUAUGACUUACGAAUAUGGAUUUGGUUUUUUAAAAUGGUUAACUAUAGCACAUUUUUUAGUUUGCUUUCCUUUUCUAGUCUUUGUAAUUAAUGUAUCUCAAUUUUCAGGACUUGAUUCUUCACGUGUUUAUUCAAGAAUCAAGCAAGUUUGGUGUGGAAUAGAAUAUGCUGUACUACUUAGAACUCUAUAUUCUAUAGUUAUAGUUACUCAGGAGUUACAAUUCACUUUCGAAAGUUUAAAAUUAACAGCUGAAUUCAAAAUAUUAAACAAAAAUUAUUUAGAAUCAUGCUUAUCAAAUAAGAAUGGUUGUGUAAAUAUUGGAUUUAUUCAUCCAUGUUCUACAGGAUAUUCGGAAGAUGUAUUAGAUAAUAUUGAUUGCCGUAAUAUAAAUCAAGCUAAUUGGGAAAAAUAUUUGGAUCCUAAACCUGUAAUAAAAACAAUUUCAAUGAUUCAAUAUAUAACACAUGCAUUUUCAGUGCCAAUUUUUAAAAAAGAUUUAAAAACUGCAUUACUAAUGCCUUUUGUGGUUGUAUUUUUGACAACAUUUUUUAUGUAUUUUGGAAAGGCAAAAUGUGUAGCUGUUAUUGGAUUAUUUUGCAUACCGAUAAUAGGUGGACAAUUAUAUGGUAUACUACUUCUUACAGUAAAUCAAUGGUCAAUUGAAUUCAAUCAAUUUCUAAAUAUAGAAUUUAACGAAUCGUUUCGCAUGAUGGUUGUUAUUUUAACCUUAUCUAUUCGAAGUUUAAAUAUGAUUGAUUUGGUACCAAAAAUUUCUGCUUCUCUUCCAUCAAAAGUAAAAGCAGUUAACUUAGCAUUUCUUAUAAUUUUAUCUAAUAUUAUAAUAAUUAUAAUUUCUACAUGGAUGUAUAUAAUCAGUUCAAUAUACUAUAAAAAAAUAAUAAUGAAAAAUGAUACUAGUUAUGGAAGAAUACAAACGUAUGAAUUAUCAAAUUGGCUUCCAUCCGUAGCGUUAUAUGAACAAUUUAUUAUUAACAACAGACAAUUUGAAAAUGUUUCAAUUCUUGUAUGUAGUUUUAUUCAACGUUGUUUCCUUUUAUCACUAUAUAUUGAAAUUUUUUAUGAUUAUAUAAAAACAACCUCAAUGAAAACGUAUACCAUCUUUUAUAAAAAUGGUUUUAUUUCAAAAUUCUUAAUAACACUUCUUUGUUAUUUAAUAGGAUUAUUUUUAUUGGAAUCGACAUAUUUUAAUAUUUUUACCUCUCCAAUUAUGUUAAUGCUUCAAAAGGUAGAUACUAGGUUAUUAUUUUUUCAAUUUUUUAUUGUUUCCUAUGUUUAUGGAACCGACAAAUUUUUAGGAAAUAUUAGAGAAAUGAAUGGAAAAAGUAAACUUAGAGAUAAUAUAUUAAAAUUUUUAAGAAUUAUUGCACAAAUACUUUUUGUCAUUUUAACAAUGACAAGAGAUGAUAACAAAAAUUAUGAAUAUUACAUGAAACAAUAUUUUCAUGAUGCUACAAUUAUAGUACUUAUUGAAUCAAACUCAAUGCUUUCUACUUUAUUUAUUGCUACACCAAUUAUUUUAUUUAUAAUUCUAGAAAUCGUAAAAUCAAGAAGUAAAGGAAUAUAUUGGAAAACAAUUUUUAGAAGUAUAGAUUACUGGGGUAAAAGAGAAAAUAAAUUUAUCAAAGCUUCUAAUCUUCAAGAAGAUUAA
Molecule: messenger RNA, 2055 nt
Organism: Strongyloides ratti
Lineage: Eukaryota; Metazoa; Nematoda; Chromadorea; Rhabditida; Strongyloididae
Exons: 2
Coding region: 1-2055 (684 amino acids)
Source: RefSeq, a predicted model, not a curated record